Messenger RNA from Drosophila albomicans, 1538 nucleotides. It is a transcript of the gene Rab4, whose product is annotated as ras-related protein Rab-4B. The transcript is spliced from 4 exons. Gene Ontology annotation, molecular function: GTPase activity; GTP binding. Gene Ontology annotation, cellular component: endosome. NCBI's taxonomy places the organism in Eukaryota, Metazoa, Arthropoda, Insecta, Diptera, Drosophilidae. Bases 230 to 871 code for a protein of 213 amino acids. The record is from RefSeq and is a predicted model, not a curated record. Gene Ontology annotation, biological process: Rab protein signal transduction; regulation of endocytosis.
UCAAACUUGCGGCCACACGCAUGAGAAUACUUAUUGCAUGUGAACAACAACAGUUUUUAGUUAAAAACAAUAAAUAAGUUUUAUUGAAAUAGCGUGUGAUUCUGACCUAUAGAGCAAAUAUUCGUAGGCGAAACAUAACUUUUAGCUCCAAAAAUACGAGAAGAGCAAACAAAGACGCUGGCUACAGAGCGACAACUCAACAAAGAAAUAAAGACGCAAAUACAAUAACAUGUCUGAAACAUACGAUUACCUGUUCAAAUUUCUCAUAAUUGGUAGUGCUGGCAGUGGCAAAAGUUGUCUCUUGCAUCAUUUCAUCGAAAGCAAAUUCAAGGACGAUAGUUCACAUACUAUUGGCGUUGAGUUUGGUUCGCGGAUUGUGAAUGUUGGCGGCAAGUCAGUGAAGCUACAAAUCUGGGACACAGCUGGACAGGAGAGAUUCCGUUCGGUGACACGCUCUUAUUAUCGCGGAGCUGCUGGUGCACUGCUCGUCUAUGACACAACGUCGCGUGAUUCGUUCAAUGCCCUGACCAAUUGGCUAAAUGAUGCACGUACUCUGGCCAGUCCGAAUAUUGUCAUUCUGCUGGUGGGUAAUAAGAAGGAUUUGGAAGAAGCACGAGACGUCACAUUUCUUGAAGCCAGCAGCUUUGCCCAAGAAAAUGAGCUGAUCUUCUUGGAGACUAGUGCGAAAACGGGUGAGAAUGUUGAGGAGGCCUUUCUUAAGUGCUCAAAAACCAUACUGGCGAAGAUCGAAACCGGUGAACUGGAUCCUGAGCGCAUUGGGAGUGGCAUUCAAUACGGCGGUGCUGCGUUGCGCAAUUUGCAAACGAGGCAGCGAAGCAUUAACAAACCUGACUGCACCUGUCGUGUAUAAGGUCGGAGUAAAAGUUUUAAUAGAAAGUUAAAUCAAGGAUUGGCAUGUAGGCAAGAUAGAUCAUUAACUUUGUAUUAGUUUAGGCGACGCUUAUUAAUCUCAUUUAUUCUAUAGCUACUUGAUACGAGACCGCAUUAUCCUUAGUUUUGUUUUAUAUAUUUGUGUACUUUGUGAGUGUCGCUUCUCUUUUAACAUUUUUAAUGAAGGCUUCGUUUUAAUUAGAAUCGAAUUGGUUAAAACUUGAAAGUAUUUGGAGUCAGCAGUGCAAUUUAUAUAUCAUUCCAAAAUAUUAAUUCGAUUUUUCUCAUGAUUUUUAAUUGAUGACUUAAAUUCAUAUGCUGAAUUAAUUGUACAACUUUUUCAUUGUUACUUAUGUAUGUAAAUUGUAAGCACUUUUAUUAUAAUUAUUAUUAUUGUAACCAGUGGCGGGCCAAUUAACAACGAUUAUCGACUAGCAUCUGGAAAAAUAUCAAAGUCCGGUAGUGACGUAUAACAAACCAAAUGAGUCAUUACCGGAUGUAAAAAAAAAAAUUUAAAAAGAAGAAUAAUGCGCCCAGCAUUUUGUAAAUAAGCAAUGUCAACCUCGGCGCUGACAAUGCAAGAUGUAAAGAAAUUUAAACAAUUAUAUGCACGCGGUUAAUAAAAACGCAAUCAUUAAUAAGCGAAA